UUUUCAUUGCAUUGUGGGUAAUAUAAGGCUAGAAGGAUCUAACUUUCUUAUAUAUAACCUUAACUGUAUUCUAACCAAAAAGCAGAGAGUUGCUGAAGUAUUGUCUGAAAACAUAACUCAUAUCUACGGAUAACAUAAAAAUUUAAAAUAUUUUCACAAUUUUCUCAUAAUAUAGAAUUUGAUUUACAAUGCGACUUGGGUCGGUUCUGCUAGCCUACAAAUAUUUCAAUAAAAUACCGUAUAGAUACAGAGGGAAAAAUCGUAAAGUUAACAAACCGAGUCUGCAUGAUUUAUUAAAGAUGAAGAUGGACUUUGAGAGAGAAGAGCGAAACAUGUUGAUUCUACGGCAUCCUUAUCUUACGCCUGAACAAUCUUCCGGUCACAUGAAAGCUUUAAGAAAGGAAGAAGCUUUGAAGGGGAAGAAACAGGAAACAUAUACAGCAAAGAUGAUCCGACUUAGAUACGAAAACUUCCAAAAAGAAAUUACUAUUGCCGAACGUCUAAGCCAUUUGAGAGUUACAGAAGGGUGGGACUGAAAACUUUCUAUGGCCAUGAGUAAUUCUGUUUUGUUGAGUAAUUCUGUUUACAUGAGUAAUUCUCUUUUAGACUUUAGAUUUCUGUAAAUUAAAUUAAUGUUGGAUCCAGGAAUUAUUUAAUUUUCUUUCUUCUUUUUGAUAACAUUUUAAAUCAGUAUAAUAUUGAAUAUAUUAUAUAUAUUAUUUCUUAAUAUAAAGAUUGUAUCAUAAAAUAUAUUAUAUAAGUUUAAGUACACAAAGAAUCUAUAAAGUAAAAGUUGAAAUGAAUACUGUGACAUUGUUCUGAGGCAUUAAACUAUAUUACUUGUACAAAACAAUUAAAGUCGCAUCAAACAUUAA
Molecule: messenger RNA, 875 nt
Organism: Pogonomyrmex barbatus (red harvester ant)
Lineage: Eukaryota; Metazoa; Arthropoda; Insecta; Hymenoptera; Formicidae
Biological process (GO): mitochondrial translation
Cellular component (GO): mitochondrial ribosome
Molecular function (GO): structural constituent of ribosome
Source: RefSeq, a predicted model, not a curated record